AUGCUGGCCAGUGCGCUGGCGGCUUUUCCUGGAACCUUUAUCUCUGGAUUCCUCCAAGUGAUCUCCUUGCUUGGCCUACUGCUGCUGCUAUACAAAGCAGUCCAAUACUACCUGCACAGACAAUGGCUCCUCAAGUGCCUCCAGGAGUUCCCAUCCACACCCUCCCACUGGCUUUUUGGGAACCACCUAAAGGAUCAGGACCUCCAGCAAACACUUUUAUGGGUAGAGAAAUUCCCAAGUGCCUGCUCAAGGUGGUUCUGGGGGAACAAAGCACAUGCUGUAAUCUAUGACCCUGACUACAUGAAAGUGAUUCUGGGGAGAUCAGAUCCAAAGCCUGUGCAUUCAUACAGUUUCUUCGCUCCCUGGAUUGGCUAUGGCUUGCUCAUUUUGGAGGGGAAGAAGUGGUCUCAACACCGGAAGAUGUUAACGCCAGCAUUCCACUAUGAUAGCCUUAAGCCUUAUGUGGGAAUCAUGGUGGACUCUGUCCAUGUGAUGCUAGACAAGUGGGAGCAAUUUAUUGUCCAUGACUGCCCUCUGGAGAUUUAUCAACACAUCUCCUUAAUGACCCUGGAGAUAAUCAUGAAGUGUGCCUUCAGUUACCAGGGUAGCGUCCAGUUGGAUGAAAAUGUCAGAUCCUACUCUGAGGCUGUCCAAGAACUGACGGAAAGGAUUUACUCAAGAAUGAGGAAUGCCUUUCACCAGAGUAACAUCAUCUACAAUCUGUCCUCUAAUGGUCGUUCAUUCUACCGUGCCUGUCAGGUUGCCCAUGAAUACACAGAUAGAAUGAUCAGUAUGAGGAAGGCUCAGCUGCAGAAUGAGGAAGAGUUGGAGAACGUCCAGAAGAAGAGACUCUUGGAUUUCUUGGACAUCCUCUUGUUUGCUCAAACAGAGGAUGGAAAAAGCUUGUCUGAUGAGGACCUGCGUGCAGAGGUGGAUACAUUCAUGUUUGAGGGCCAUGACACUACAGCCAGUGGAAUAUCCUGGAUUUUAUAUGCUCUGGCCACCAACCCUGAGCACCAACAGAGAUGCAGAGAGGAGGUGCAGAAUGUAUUGGGUGAUGGAACCUCUGUCACCUGGAACCACCUGUCCCAGAUGCCCUACACCACCAUGUGCAUCAAGGAGGCCCUGAGGCUCUACCCACCUGUGCCAGCUAUAGGAAGAGAGCUCAGCACACCUGUCACCUUCCCAGAUGGACGCUCUUUACCCAAAGGUUUCUUGAUUACUCUCUCCUUAUAUGGCCUUCACCAUAACCCAAGAGUGUGGCCAAACCCAGAGGUGUUUGAUCCUUCUAGAUUUGCACCAGAUGCUGCCAGGCAUAAAUAUGCCUUCCUGCCCUUCUCAGGAGGAAGAAGAAACUGCAUUGGGAAACAGUUUGCCAUGAGUGAAUUGAAGGUGGCUGUGGCCCUGACCCUGCUCCGCUUUGAGCUGCUGUCAGAUCCCACCAGGGUCCCAGUCCUCAAGACAAGAACUGUGCUAAAGUCCAAGAAUGGGAUCUAUCUGUGUCUCAAGAAGCUGAAAUAA
Cricetulus griseus (Chinese hamster) is the source of this 1521-nucleotide messenger RNA. Lineage: Eukaryota; Metazoa; Chordata; Mammalia; Rodentia; Cricetidae. The record is from RefSeq and is a predicted model, not a curated record.